CGCUGGUUUACGGCUUGAAACCCGGAGAAUAACCGGCUAGAUUGACCCACAGAGUCCGAAUUGCAGCUAGUCAAGAGCUAUUGACUUCUGGUGGUCUCGAGCAUUUGCUUCUACAUCGAACGACCCUUGAAACCUCUCACAAGACCCGAGAAACAGACCGUAUCACAUCGUCAUGGCACCUACCACCACCACGAAGACUGUGGAGGAGCCUGUACGUGUCGCGGUGCCGUCCGCUGAUGCCAAGGUUGACGCUGACGUCCCGAAGCCUAAGGAGACCAAGCCGAUCCCGUCCACACUGGCGGAGAUGAGUGAAAGCAUCGAUCAGACCACAUUCGAGCAGAUUCUCGAAAUGGAUGACGAGGGGGACAACGACUUCAGCAAGGGCAUUGUGUACGGCUUCUUUGACCAGGCAGAGAGCACAUUCGAGAAGAUGGAGAAGGCUCUAAAAGAGGAAGAGCUGAAUGAACUGUCUUCUUUGGGACACUACCUGAAAGGAUCGUCAGCCACUCUUGGACUUAUCAAGGUCAAAGAUGCAUGCGAGAAGAUUCAGCACUACGGCGCCGGCAAGGACGAGACCGGCUCGACUGACGAACCGGACAAGAAGACCUCCCUGUCGCGCAUCGAGAAGACCCUGACGCAGGUCAAAGUGGACUACAAAGAAGUAGAGGCAUUCCUGCGCAAGUACUAUGGCGAACCCGCGUCCUCUUCUUGAAUUUAGGAUGAACAGAAACAAAAGGGCAAGGUAGAUGCAGGCGAGGGUUCUCUGUCAGUUAACUGAAUAUACGCUGAGGGCGAGGCCACACGCUCCGCCCAAGACCAAUGCAAUCGAAAUCACGAAGUGACAGCAAUCACCACCAGCUAUUCUUAAGACUGUGGACAGAUGAAAGGGGAGACAACAUGCCGCAGGGGGAGGUUGGGUUCCUUGCCCCUUAUCUUGGCGGGGGGUGUUUGUUCCUAGACCUGUAUGAACUAUGAACCAAGGGAAUAUGAAGAA
Messenger RNA from Aspergillus sclerotioniger CBS 115572, 994 nucleotides. RefSeq names its product Hpt domain-containing protein. Gene Ontology annotation, cellular component: cytoplasm; nucleus. Gene Ontology annotation, biological process: phosphorelay signal transduction system; phosphorylation. Gene Ontology annotation, molecular function: histidine phosphotransfer kinase activity; protein histidine kinase binding. The coding region runs from base 173 to 712 and encodes 179 amino acids. The record is from RefSeq and is a predicted model, not a curated record. The transcript has 2 exons. NCBI's taxonomy places the organism in Eukaryota, Fungi, Ascomycota, Eurotiomycetes, Eurotiales, Aspergillaceae.